GUCAUUGUUAAAACCUGUUGUUUUUUCUCCCCUUGUCCCGGCAGACAGACCUCCCCCUCCGCCUCGUGUCAUUGGAGGCCAGCCGGCUUAUACCGUCCACCGGAUACUGGAUUCCCGCCGGGUGCAGCGGUCCUGGCAGUAUCUGACUGCAGGGUGGGAGAUGCAACAAUGGCCUUGAGAACAGCAGGAAGUGUGCUGGUGGUCUUUCUCUGGUCUGUAGCAGUGAUUCUGGGUCAGAAUAGCAGGAUUGUGACCUACACCAAGAAACGUUUCUGUACCUUGAAGGGGUCAACAGUGGAUCUAUCCUGCUCUUACACAUAUCCCAGAGGUCUUACAGUCACAGCAACCACAUGGUAUAAAAGGAAGAGUUUGACCUGGACUCACAUCCAAGAUAAAUAUGAGGAUCGUAUAGAGUACCGUGGGAAUAAGGAGAAUGACUGCACCCUGAGAAUCACAGACCUGAGAGAGGAGGAUUCAGCAUCAUAUUACUUCUCAUUUUCAACAAGCUCAUGGACAUCUGGCUCAGAUGUCACUCUCUCUGUCACAGAUCUAAAGGUGACUGGGGGAAUGUGGACAAGAGAGGAGUAUUGGAUGACACUGACCUGUAGCACCACCUGUACUCUGACUGACAACCCCACCUACAUCUGGUACAAGAACGGACACAAAGUAAAGGAGGACACUUCCAGCCUGUACUCAGACUCCUUUAGUGAUGCAGACAGUUACUCCUGUGCUGUAAAAGGCCAUGAGGAUCUCCUCUCUCCUGCAGUGUGUGUUCAGGGUCAGAGCUGCUACAGAGUGACUUACACCAAGAGGACAAUCUGUGUCUUGAAGAGGUCAACAGUGGAUAUAUCCUGUACUUAUAGAAGUGGUGAUGAUACAGUCAAAUCAUCACUCUGGUUUAGUCCUAAACAGAGUGACAGGUGGAGGGAUAAGUUGAUGCCUGAGGACCUAACCACAGACCCAGGGUAUGCAGGUCGUGUGGAGUAUGUUGGAGAGAAUGAGAGAGGUCGCUCCACCCUGAGAAUCACAGAUCUGAGAGAGGAGGACUCUGCUGAGUACAAGUUCAUAUUCAACACACAGACAUCAAGAUGGGGACACAGCUUCCCUGGAACAACUCUGACUGUCACAGACCUGCAGGUGAAGGUGACUCCUGCCACAGAGGCAGGGAAGAGGACACUGACCUGUAUCACCACCUGUACUCUGACUGACAACCCCACCUACAUCUGGUACAAGAACGGACACAAAGUAAAGGAGGACACUUCCAGCCUGGACUCAGACUCCUUUAGUGAUGCAGACAGUUACUCCUGUGCUGUAAAAGGCCAUGAGGAUCUCCGCUCUCCUGCAGUGUGUCAGAAGUGUUGGAGUGUGACUUACACCCAUCAGAAGAUCUGUGCUUUGAAGGGGUCAACAGUGGACAUAUCCUGCUCUUACACAUAUCCCAGUUAUCAUGAGAUCAAACAAGCUUUCUGGUUUACUAAAUGGUCUGGUAUGGAGGCUGAAGAUCUGAGCUCAGUGCCAGGGUAUGAGGGUCAUAUAGAGUACCUUGGGGAUAAGGAGAGUGACUGUACCCUGAGAAUCACAGACCUGAGAUUGAGUGACUCUGCUGGGUUCAGGUUCAGAUUCAUAACAUCUGGAGGAAAGUUUUCUGGCUCACCUGUCUCCCUGACUGUCACAGAUGUUGUGUUGGAGAUGGAUCCUACAUCUGUGUCAGAGGGGGAGAGAGUCACACUGAGAUGUAGAACCAACUGUACACUGGACCCCAUCACAGCCUACAGUUGGUAUAAGAAUGGACAGUCUAUACCAAACAGCAACACCUCCUCUCCUGUCUAUAUCCUGUUCUCAGUCAGCAGUGAGGAUACAGGCAGAUACUCCUGUUCUGUAGAAGGACAUGAGGAUCUCCCCUCUGCUGAAGAAACUCUCAAUGUCACAUAUGGUCCAAGGAACACCUCAUUGUCAGUCAGUCCCUCUGGUGAAAUAGUGGAGGGCAGUUCAGUGACUCUGACCUGCAGCAGUGAUGCCAACCCACCUGUGGACAAAUACACCUGGUACAAGAAGAACGUAACCUCACCAAAAGCAUCAGGACAGAGUUACAGCAUCACUAACAUCAGCUCUGAGGACAGAGGAGAAUAUUACUGUGAGGCCCAGAAUGGAAGAGGAUCUAAUAACUCUACAGCUCUGAUGAUCAUUGUAGCAGGGAAACAGACCUCAUUUCUGACUGCAGCUGUAGGAAUCACAGUGGUUCUGGUUCUCAUCCUCUGUCUCUCUGGACUCAUGUGGUUCAGGAGAUCCACAGGAGGAAGUGAUGCGACAACAGACACACAGAGUGUCCGUCCUGACUGUAACAGUGACACGUACACAGGUCUGAACAUGAGGACCAUGUCCCCUGACUAUGACACGCUGGCAAGUGUCCAUCCUGACCCUAACAGUGACCCCAACAGUGACAUGUACACACCUCUGAACAUGAAGACCAGGUCACCAGAGUAUGACACCCUGGCAAAUGUGAGGGGACCCUGCCACUGAAGAGAACCACCACAGAUCCUGGACUGAAGAGAACGACCACAGAUCCUGGACUGAAGAGAACCACCACAGAUCCUGGACUGAAGAGAAUCACCACAGAAGCUGGACUGAAGAGUAUCACCACAGAAGCUGGACUGAAGAGAAUCACCACAGAAGCAGGACUGACGAGCUACGGUUCUAAUCCAAAACCAGGCCUCACACCUCUAUUCUCUUGCAACCAUAUCGAGAUGGUUUUCCAGACCAUGAACUUUAACUUUUGAGUAAAUGCUGGAAUAGAUGUUUUAUUUUCUUAUGAUGAUAAUUAUGUAUAUUGGUGAUAAAUGGGAUGGGUUAUGCUUCUGCUUUUUUUCAAUGGGAUUUUUUCCAUUUCCAUAUUUCUUCUUGUGUACCAAUCUGUUUACUAUCUAUAGUUUAAGAUUAUAUUUCUGAUAUUGUUCUAUGGAAUUUUGCAAAUUAGGGAUUUAUAACAUCAAUAGUCUUACUUUCCUCUGCAACUAAUAUGGAUAAUAUUGACAACAGCUUUUUAAUAUUUUUUUGCUUUUGGGUCA
This is a messenger RNA of Oncorhynchus masou masou (cherry salmon), 3065 nucleotides long. Its product is annotated as B-cell receptor CD22-like. The coding region runs from base 169 to 2520 and encodes 783 amino acids. The record is from RefSeq and is a predicted model, not a curated record. NCBI's taxonomy places the organism in Eukaryota, Metazoa, Chordata, Actinopteri, Salmoniformes, Salmonidae. The transcript is spliced from 14 exons.